Molecule: messenger RNA, 1569 nt
Organism: Anopheles maculipalpis
Lineage: Eukaryota; Metazoa; Arthropoda; Insecta; Diptera; Culicidae
Gene: egr
Product: protein eiger
Exons: 7
Coding region: 19-1569 (516 amino acids)
Biological process (GO): immune response
Cellular component (GO): membrane
Molecular function (GO): receptor ligand activity; tumor necrosis factor receptor binding
Source: RefSeq, a predicted model, not a curated record
AGAAAAGAAAGCUCCGUCAUGACGGCGGAAACGUUGAAACCGUUCCUCAAUCUACCGAACGCCACGGCCGGCGAUCUGAAGGCGCACUGUGCGCAAAAGUCCACCGUUAAGCGAGGAUUAGUUGCAUUGGGAUGCAUUCUAGCGGUGGCACUGUGCUGUGCACUCAUCGGCGUGCAGAUCUGGCAUUUGAACAAGACGGCCAUACUGCAACAGGAAGUCGAUGACCUGAAGCUGCAACUGUACUUACGUUCCCGUGAAUUCACCGAUUACGAGUUCGACAACGAGCUGUUCGACAAUCCGGAUGAGUACGUGUACGAACCGGAGGACCUGGAUCCGGAUAUGUCCGACGAUGGCCACCACGAACAGGAAACGAACGAAAGCGGCCUAUCCAGCAGCGGUAUGCAGGGCGAAGACGACGAUCUGGAAGAUAGCGAGGAAAAGGAAAACCUUGGCAUCGAGGACCUAAGGGAAACGAAUGACGAUGACGAAGAUAUUAUCGUGGACGAUCGGAUGGACAUCAGUGUGGCCGGUGGUAAGCGGCGGGCCCGAUCCAUUUCCGGUGUUACGCGGCAGGGUGUACCGAUUGUCGAUGAGCCGUACGUACCGAGGCGGAACCGUACCCGGCAUCCGCACCGGAUCUUUGAGCAACUGCGUCAACGGCCGGUAGAGCAAGUCACACCACCGACCUCGGCUGAGAUGUUCCGGUGGGAUGUGGAUAACCGCAAAACUCACACAGCCUCCCGUCAUCAGUCGUACGGUUCUAUCAGCAUCAGACCGUACCAGCAUGAGGCGCACAACCAUCGAGAACAUCACAGCACAACCACACCGAUGCCUGUGGCGUACGGUUCACAUGCGGGCGUAAGACAUCACUCACGCAACGAGCUCCACGCCGGAAAUCCCACUAAACCACCGGCACAAAUACUGAACCGACUGAGCCGCGUCCAGGCAACUGGCGAAAGCAUGCGAAAACAACUCCAGCAAACGCAACGAUUCCCCAAGGUGGUUGGCAAUCCUGGAACGCAGAAGGAAAUCGUAAUGGCACCGGAAUCACGCGUUCGUUUGCGUCAGCGUAAAGGCGGUGCUGUACAACCGGUCGAACCCGUGGCCAAAGGUGUGCACCUGGUGGAGCUAAGCGAUACGGCCCCUAUCCACAGCGACUCCCGCUACCAGGAAUGGAGUGCCAACGACAACGCGAGUAAGCAGGCCAUCCAGUCGUCAUCAUUCUCCUUCGACGGUGAGCAGCUUACCAUUAACGAGCCCGGUCUGUACUACGUUUAUGCGCAGAUAACGUACAGCAACGAGUUCGAUGCAAAUGGCUACAAGGUGCUGAUCAACGGUCGGAAGCAUCUUUCCUGCACCGUCAGCACCGCACAGGGUGAAAACACCAACACCUGCUUUACGGCGGGCAUUGCCGAAAUAGCGAACGCCGGCACCAGAAUCGCGAUACAGGACGUUGACCAUGGCCGGCAGCACGUCAUGUAUCCGGAAAAGACGUUCUUUGGUGCGUUUAAAAUUGGCCGACUAGCAGCACCGACCGUCACUCAUCGUAGGGCUCGCAAGGUGGCUUAA